AUGGAAGAGCUGGGUGAUAGCUCAUUGUCUAAAUCUCGUGCCCUUUAUGUUCCUCUCCUUCGAGCUGCCCUAGAAGAUGACUGGGAAGCUGCUGAAGCUUUUAUCCAGAAAAAUCCAAACUGCCUUGGAGCCCCCAUAACAGAAGAGAAAGGGACAGCUCUUCACAAUGCUGCAGCUGCAAAACGCACCCGUUUUGUGAAAGAACUCGUGGAACGCAUGACACCGGAACAAUUAGCAGUGAAAACCAAAGGAAACUGCACGGCCCUUUAUUUUGCCGCUCAAUCAGAAAUCGUAACAAUUGCAAAGGUGAUGGUGAAAAAGAACAAAAAUCUGCCAUUGAUUCCCAAGGAUCACAUCCGAUCUUUACCACUUUACGUGGCAAUAAAGACUGGAAAUAAAGACAUGGUGUCAUAUUUAUACUCUGUAACUCCUCUUCAAGACUUGGCUUCUCUGGAUCACAUUAAUCUCCUUAACACUACUAUUUCCACUGGUUUGUAUGAUACGGCACACAAAAUUCUGGACAUUCUAAAGCCAGCACCUGAAGAGAAGGAAUAUCUUUGGCUUUCAUUGCAAAUGUUGGCAAAAAAACCUUCGGAAAUUGGCAGCAAAAGUCGGCCAUCAGUAUGGGAAAGAUGCUUAUACUCCUGUUAG
Juglans regia (Persian walnut) is the source of this 651-nucleotide messenger RNA. RefSeq lists its product as uncharacterized. Bases 1 to 651 code for a protein of 216 amino acids. Gene Ontology annotation, molecular function: protein binding. NCBI's taxonomy places the organism in Eukaryota, Viridiplantae, Streptophyta, Magnoliopsida, Fagales, Juglandaceae. The record is from RefSeq and is a predicted model, not a curated record. The transcript has 2 exons.